Molecule: messenger RNA, 2200 nt
Organism: Populus euphratica (Euphrates poplar)
Lineage: Eukaryota; Viridiplantae; Streptophyta; Magnoliopsida; Malpighiales; Salicaceae
Product: proline-rich protein HaeIII subfamily 1-like
Exons: 2
Coding region: 731-1705 (324 amino acids)
Source: RefSeq, a predicted model, not a curated record
UUUGUGUGUUUAAGACCCCACACCCAAUCUCUCUCUCUCUCUCUCUCUCACCAACCUAGAUAAUUCAAUUCCAAUUUGCAAUCUUUCUUUGUUUUCAAUUUUGUCCACCAUUGAAUUUGACCCCCUGCUCCUUCUACAACGCCGUGAUUCUUAGGGUUUCUUUCUUAAGUUUCUCUCUUUGCUUGAUUGCUUUCUGGAUAUUCACAAGUGUUCCACCCGUACGGAUUCUUCUCUCCUGCUUUUCAAGUCAAGCCUGCUCCCUACCUUCCUGCCUUCUUCUGCGUUUACUUGUUCUUUUCCCUUUCUUUCUUUCUUUUUUUUUCGGAGAUUUGGAUUUUGUACCUUCCUUGUUUAUCCAGGGAUUUGAAUUUUGAGGUGUCUAGCUUUCCAGCUGAUUCUGUCCAUUUUGAAGAUUUUAGAAUUGGAUAGACAAGACUAAAAGGGUAUGCUCUCUUUAAUAUCAGCUUUAAAUCCUUAUUUGUCUUGCUCUUUCGACCUGAUUUGAGCUAGUAGGCUUUUUUUGAACUUCGUUUUGGAGUUAUGGUGAUACCCUUAAACUGUGGGUAUAAUCAAAAUAAUUAGAAUCUAGCAUAUUCUAGCAUAAAUUUUGGAGUUGUGGGUAUUGUUUUGAGGCCUUUCAUGGUUUGAUUCUGUGGCUAUAUCAUAACAUUGGUAUUGGGUUUCUUGAAGUAAGCUUGGAUUGAUUUUUUUUAUAUAUAUAUAUAAAACAAUGGAUAACUCGAAAAACAGGCAGAGUGAUCAUUUGGGUGUGAACAAGAUAGGCAAGAACAUAAAGAAGAGUCCUUUGCACCAACCCAAUUUUGCUAACAAUCCCAAUCGGCAACAGCCUCAACCUCAGGUCUACAACAUAAGCAAGAAUGACUUUAGGAACAUUGUUCAGCAACUAACCGGUUCCCCAUCACAAGAACCCUUGCCUAGACCUCCCAAUAAUCCACCUAAGCCACAAAGCAUGCGGUUGCAAAAGAUUAGACCGCCUCCUUUAACACCUAUUAAUCGACCUCAUGUUCCUCCUCCAUUCCCAGCUCCAGCAGUGGCUCCACCUCCGGUUCCUUAUCAUAAUGCCUUUGUAAGGCCAGGGAUGCUGCCCCCGCCCAGCCAAUUUGGGCUACCUUCUCCAACAAUGACGCCACCAUUGACACCCGGAGACUCAGGUUGGGCAAACACAGCCGAGUCUCCAAUCUCGGCAUACAUGCGUUAUCUUCAGAAUUCAAUUAUAGACCCGGGUUCUUGGGGAAACCAAGCUCAACCUCCACGACAAUCCCAUCCACCACCACCUCAAGAUCCAGGGCAAAUUCAGCCUCAACAUCAACAGCCUUCUAGUGGUCUGCUUGCGAAUCCACAUCUGCCUCCAGUACCCACAACUGGAGCGAAUGGUCCUGUCCCAUAUAUGCCCAAUCUCCCUUCCCCUCGAAUGAAUGGUCCUCCUCUUUUACCCUCGCCAACAUCUCAAUUUUUUUUGCCCUCUCCUACUGGUUACAUGAAUUUAUUGUCUCCCAGGUCACCUUACCCUCUACUUUCUCCUGGGAUUCAGUUUCGUCCACUGACACCAAAUUUUGCAUUUUCACCAAUGGCCCAGUCAGGGGUUUUAGGUCCAGGGCCUCAACCACCACUUUCUCCAGGUUUUUUUCCAUUAUCACCUUCAGGUUUUUUCCCCUUCUCAAGUCCAAGAUGGAGGGAUCAAUAGUCCAUGAGAUAAAAUUGUUGUUUGCGGAGUUCUGUGUUUGAUAAGGAGCUGGUACAUUCUUUGUGGAGGCUCAUAUGUGAUUGGCAGGAACUUCAGUUGUGAAAAUGCUCAAGUAUACGGUUUGCGUAAGUGGUCUCUGAAAAGUUUCUCUUUGUUUUUGUUGUCAUUAUGUUUUGUUGAUAGUUGAUACUAGUUUUCCAGCUUGUGCUGAGAUUAGAAUCUGUAACUUCAAUUAUUUUCAGUUUCUUGGAUAAGUGUUACUUGGGUGAUGUAGCGAAGUUCAGACCCAAGUUGACUGGACACCUGAACAGGAGCUGUAACAUCUAAGACUGCUGUAUCAUGAAAGAAGGUAGGCUUACAGGCACCAAAAUUUAGCAUGUAGGUUUUGUAGCACAGAAUUCUUAUGUACUUGUACUUUUGUGGAUUAAACCUUAGUUGCUUUGAAGUUCGAUUCUUCUCAGAUAAGGAAUUCUAAUGCCUCAGGUUCUAUUUUUA